Messenger RNA from Caenorhabditis elegans, 822 nucleotides. RefSeq lists its product as uncharacterized. Bases 1 to 822 code for a protein of 273 amino acids. The record is from RefSeq and is marked reviewed. Lineage: Eukaryota; Metazoa; Nematoda; Chromadorea; Rhabditida; Rhabditidae. The transcript has 6 exons.
AUGAUACUAGCUGUAAUUUUCCUGAUUCCAUUUUCUCAGGCAUCUGGAAACUUUUCAUUAUCGUCUAGUCCAAAAUGCACAGUUUUAUCCGAUUGCCCAAAAAAUUUCGCAGCGUGUAUGAAUGUCACCGGGCUUAGCGAAAAGAGAUGUGUCAAGGAUACCAAACAAAUCUGCAUUGGCGGCAUGCCGGACACCCCUGUCAAACCUUGUAACCGAUCAAGAGAUUGUACAGCAUCCUUGGAGAGAUACAGUGGCUGGUGUGAUCUUGAGACCAAAUUUUGCUGCAAUGUUGACCCAAAAGCCGCUGAUUCGCCGUUUUGUCCUGACAGAAUAACUCCAUUGUAUGGCCAAGAAAAGUGUAAAGACGUCGAAAAGGGAAUGGUGUAUUCUGGAAGUAGUGAUCAACGUGGUGGCCUCUGUUACAAGGGGUAUAGCUGCCCACCAAAAAUAACUCGCCCAACCGACCUGACAUUCGGAAGUAUGACAUUUCGAACCAACAUGGACUGUUUUUCGACGGAAAAAGUGGAUACCAAAUACAAUUUCAUGUUCUGUCACAACGAGACAGGUAAUUUGUGGGUGAUAGGACAAUUGAAUUUGAAUGGAGAAGAAGUGAUGAAGCAUUGGAAACAAUGCGAUUUGAACACUGAUUGUGGAGAAGGACUCGUUUGUGUUAAGGAGGAUUUGUGUCGGUAUAGGUGUUAUGAGGAUCCGACGAUGGUCAUGAAUUACGACUGGGUGGUGGCUCAACUCAGUGCGAUGUUCCUGCUCCCGCUAAUUUUUCUGAUCAGCAUUAUUUUUUUUACAGUCAAGUACUUGGAUUAA